AUGAGUAGCCCAAAGCGCAGAAUCGAGACAGAUGAUGUACGACUAACAACCCCCCUACCCUUUCCGCCGCUUUUCCCAACCUCUUUGGUUGGCCUUCGGCAUGUACAUUUGCAAGAAUUCUAUGUUCGAUUCAAGGGCCCGGAAGAGACUCCUUUCACCGGAGGCCUCUGGAAAAUCCACGUCGAGUUGCCUGACCAGUACCCCUACAAAAGCCCAAGCAUCGGAUUUGUCAACAGAAUCUUCCACCCAAAUAUUGAUGAGCUGUCCGGCUCGGUCUGCCUCGAUGUGAUCAAUCAAACCUGGUCGCCAAUGUACGACAUGCUCAAUAUCUUCGAGGUCUUCCUUCCCCAGCUCCUCCGUUACCCCAACCCUUCGGAUCCUCUCAACGGGGAAGCAGCAGCGCUGAUGAUGCGGGAGCCCAAAGCAUACGAAGCAAAGGUCAAAGAAUACGUUGCCAAAUACGCUAGCAAGGAGGCCGUGGACGAAGCAGGCGAAGACACCGAGUCUGAAGACGAGCUCAGCUCCGCAGGAAGUUACGAAUCGGGCGGCGAAGAGCCCGCGGGUACGAUGGACGAUGUCUGA
This is a messenger RNA of Penicillium coprophilum, 582 nucleotides long. RefSeq names its product E2 ubiquitin-conjugating protein UBC8. Gene Ontology annotation, cellular component: nucleus. Gene Ontology annotation, molecular function: ubiquitin conjugating enzyme activity. The record is from RefSeq and is a predicted model, not a curated record. Bases 1 to 582 code for a protein of 193 amino acids. Lineage: Eukaryota; Fungi; Ascomycota; Eurotiomycetes; Eurotiales; Aspergillaceae. The transcript is spliced from 6 exons. Gene Ontology annotation, biological process: ubiquitin-dependent protein catabolic process; protein polyubiquitination.